Trichechus manatus latirostris (Florida manatee) is the source of this 4510-nucleotide messenger RNA. RefSeq names its product timeless circadian regulator (gene TIMELESS). NCBI's taxonomy places the organism in Eukaryota, Metazoa, Chordata, Mammalia, Sirenia, Trichechidae. The record is from RefSeq and is a predicted model, not a curated record. The transcript is spliced from 29 exons. The coding region runs from base 151 to 3765 and encodes 1204 amino acids. Gene Ontology annotation, biological process: DNA replication checkpoint signaling; replication fork arrest; DNA repair. Gene Ontology annotation, cellular component: replication fork protection complex. Gene Ontology annotation, molecular function: DNA binding.
GCCCAGCCGGUGGCGGGAAAGGCAGCGGCUGGUGUCCUAAGGUCUUCUGGCUCCGCUGGGAUCCUGAGGACCCGCGGGGAGCGGACCUCGUCACUUCUGUCUCCCCUGUCUCCAUCUUCCUUACCUCUCUGUUGGCUGGCCUACUGUUGUAUGGACUUGUACAUGAUGAAUUGUGAACUUGUAGCUACAUGUAGUGCCCUUGGGUACUUGGAGGGAGACACUUACCACAAGGAACCAGAUUGCUUAGAGAGCAUAAAGGAUUUGAUUCGCUACUUGAGGCACGAGGAUGAGACUCGAGAUGUGCGGCAGCAGCUGGGGGCAACCCAAAUCCUGCAGAGUGACCUUCUACCCAUCCUUAUCCAACACCACCAGGAUAAGCCUCUCUUUGAUGCUGUUGUCAGGCUGAUGGUGAACUUGACACAGCCAGCCUUGCUCUGUUUCGGCAGUGUGCCCAAGGAGCCCAGCUUCCGGCACCAUUUUCUGCAGGUGCUAACUUACCUGCAGGCCUACAAAGAGGCCUUUGCCAGUGAGAAGGCUUUUGGAGUCCUCAGUGAAACCCUGUAUGAGCUGCUUCAGCUGGGCUGGGAGGAACGGCAGGAAGAGGACAACUUGCUGAUUGAACGGAUCUUGCUGCUGGUCAGAAAUAUUCUCCAUGUCCCAGCUGACCCUGAUCAGGAGAAGAGUAUCGAUGAUGAUGCCAGUGUCCAUGACCAACUUCUCUGGGCGAUUCACCUCAGUGGCCUGGACGACCUGCUCCUCUUCCUGGCCAGCUCACCCGCUGAGCAGCAGUGGAGCCUACAUGUGCUAGAGAUUAUCUCCCUUAUGUUCCGUGACCAGAACCCUGCGCAGCUGGCAGGAGUAGGGCAGGGACGCGUAGCUCAGGAGCGGAGCACAGAUGUGGCAGAACUAGAGGUGUUGCGCCACCGAGAGAUGGCAGAAAAGAAGACUCGAGCCCUCCAGCGAAGCAACAGGCAUUCUCGAUUUGGGGGCUCCUACAUUGUCCAGGGGCUGAAAUCCAUUGGGGAGAGGGAUGUCAUCUUUCACAAAGGUCUUCACAAUCUCCAAAACUACAGUUCAGAUAUGGGAAAGCAGCGGCGAAGGGUACCUAAAUGUCGCCAGGCUGCCCGGGAGCUGUCCUCUGAGCGCCGCUCUGCCCUCAAUGUGCGACUCUUCCUCAGAGACUUCUGCUCUGAGCUCCUGGAGAACUGUUAUAACCGGCUCAUGGGCUCAGUGAAGGAUUACCUACUUCGGGAGAAAGCUCAGCAGCAUGAUGAGACCUACUACAUGUGGGCCUUGGCUUUCUUCAUGGCCUUUAACCGAGCUGCUGCCUUCCGGCCAGGCCUAGUUUCUGAGACCCUCAGCGUCCGUACCUUCCACUUCAUAGAGCAGAACCUCACCAACUACUAUGAAAUGAUGCUGACCGACCGCAAGGAAGCCGUCUCCUGGGCACGCAGGAUGCAUCUGGCUCUGAAGGCCUAUCAGGAGCUGCUAGCCACACUGAAUGAGAUGGACAUGUCCUCAGAUGAGGCUGUGAGGGAGAGCAGCCGCAUCAUCAAGAACAACAUUUUCUAUGUGAUGGAGUACCGAGAACUAUUCCUGGCACUCUUCCGAAAGUUUGAUGAGAGAUGCCAGCCCCGCUCCUUCCUUCGUGACCUGGUGGAAACAACCCACCUCUUCCUCAAGAUGUUGGAGCGAUUUUGUCGGAGUCGCAGGAACCUGGUGGUGCAGAACAAACGAAAGAAGAGGAAGAAGAAGAAGAAGGUCCUAGACCAGCCUGUUGCUUCUGAUAAUGUCCCAUGUAGCCCAGAGGAAUUGGAGGCCAUGUGGCCAGCACUGACUGAGCAACUACAGUGCUGUGCCCAGGCUCCUGAGCUCAGUUUGGACUCCGUUGUUCCCUUUGACGCGGCCUCAGAGGUGCCAGUGGAAGAGCAGCGGGCAGAAGCCAUGGUGCGGAUCCAAGACUGUCUCCUGGCUGGCCAGGCCCCACAGGCCCUGAGCCUCCUGAGGUCUGCCCGGGAGGUGUGGCCAGAAGGAGAUGUGUUUGGCUGUCAAGACAUUUCCCCAGAGGAAGAGAUCCAGCUGCUGAAACAAAUCCUCUCUGCCCCACUUCCCCGACAGCAGGAGCCAGAGGAACAAGGGGCAGAGGAGGAAGAGGAAGAAGAAGAGGAAGAGGAGGAGUUGCAAGUGGUCCAGGUGUCGGAGAAAGAAUUCAGUUUUCUGGACUACCUGAGACGCUUUGCAUGCUCAACCGUGGUCCGAGCCUACGUGCUGCUGCUGCGGAGCUACAAGCAGAAUAGUGCCCACACUAACCAUUGUGUUGUCAAGAUGCUGCAUCGGCUGGCCCAUGACCUCAAAAUGGAAGCCCUGCUUUUCCAGCUCUCACUCUUCUGCCUCUUCAAUCGUCUGCUUAGUGACCCUGCCGCUGGGGCCUACAAAGAGCUAGUGACUUUUGCCAAGUACAUUUUGGCCAAGUUCUUUGCAUUGACUGCAGUCAACCCAAAAGCCUUCGUGGAGCUGCUGUUCUGGAAGAACACAGCUGUGGUUCGAGAGAUGACCGAGGGCUAUGGCUCCCUGGAUGGCGGGUCUUCCAGUCGCAAACCCACUAUGUGGAGUCCAGAGGAGGAGGCCCAGCUUCGGGAACUGUACCUCGCCCAUAAGGAUGUGGAAGGUCAGGAUGUGGUAGACGCCAUCUUGGCACACUUGCCUACUGCUCCUCGAACACGCAAGCAGAUCAUCCACCAUCUGGUUCGGCUGGGACUGGCUGACAGUGUCAAGGACUUCCAAAGGAAAGGAACCGAUAUUGUGCUAUGGACAGAAGAUCAGGAGCUGGAGUUGCAACGGCUUUUUGAGGAGUUCCAGGAUUCAGAUGAUGUCCUGGGUCAUAUAAUGAAGAACAUCACAGCCAAACGCUCACGGGCCCGAAUAGUGGAUAAGCUGAUGGCCCUGGGGCUGGUGACUGAGCGGCGGGAGCUGUAUAAGAAACGCCGGAAGAAGUUGGCACCCUCCAGCUUGCCCAGUGGAGAGGAGUCUCUGAAAGAUUUUUGCCAGGAAGAUAUCAAAGAAGAGGAGAGCCUGUCAGAGGAAAAUUGUGAAGAUGAGGAAGAAGAGGGCUUGGGAGUAGAUCAAGCCCAGGGUAGCUCAGUCCUCCCAACUGAAGACCUUGGGCAAAACCUGCUUCAGGAAGGCUUUUCUGCUCCCCUCCUAUGGCUCCAGAACUGCCUGAUUCGAGUAGCAGAUGAUCGGGAAGAGGACAGCUGCUCCCAGUCAGUUCCCUUGGUGCCAUUGACAGAAGAAAAUGAGGAAGCAAUGGAAAAUGAACAGUUUCAGCAGCUGUUGCGCAAGCUAGGGGUUCGGCCCCCUGCCUCUGGGCAGGAAACCUUCUGGCGAAUUCCAGCCAAGCUAAGUCCCACUUAUCUCCGGAGAGUAGCAGCGUCUUUGAGUCAACGAAGGGAGGAGGAAAAGCUGCACCCAGAGCUAGAACUUGAAGCCCCUGGAGAGCAAGGGCCUGAUGAGGAGCACCGAGCACAAGCACUGAGGGCCCUCCUGUUAGCCCGUAAAAAGAAAGCAGGCCUGGCGUCCCCGGGAGAGGAAGGGGCUACUGAUGGGAAAGAGCAGCUGAAGGCAGCACCCAAGAAGCGACAGCUGCUGGACAGUGAUGAGGAACAGGAGGAAGAUGAGGGCAGGAACAAAGCACCAGAGUUGGGAGCUUCAGGAAUCCAAAAGAAGAAACGGUUUCACAUUGAGGAUGAAGAUGAGAGCGACUGAAGAUCCAGAGCCUAGGGGUAGAGACAGGCUGGUUUAUAGAUGAUGAAUUUAAGUCAGAGUUGGGAGGGUCAUAUAGGAGCCAAGAACACUCUUACUGGACCGAAGCAAUAGAUUUAGGGCCCAGGAGUUUCAGGCAACAGGGUUGGACUUCUCUGCACCCAUCUUUUGUUUCUCGCAGUUUUAUCGAUAUGCCCUGGAAACUUACUCUUCUUAUCUCUCUAUACUGGUGACUGUGAGAGCCCCUUAGCUAAUGAGUGAGUGAGUGAAAUAUAGAGGGUACCCUGGACCCCCUAAUUGGCCCGUUCCUUUUGGCUUUCUGCUGGAGGUGGGUCACAGCACCAGACAGGAACUUUAUGACUUCAUGAUAGGUGGGGAUUUUGCACCAUUUUUAAGAGGCAAUAAAUGCCCCCAUACUCAUUUCCUUCCUACGAUCACCUCCUAGACCCCAGAUUUAGGCCAGUUCCUACAGUUGAUGUAGGAUUGGAAUGUAGUAAUCUCCAGCUGAUGAAUGUGUUUGUGGUUUGCGUUGAAUUAAACAAGUAAAAUUAAAAGUAGCCACCCUUGGUCUGGCUUGCCAAUCUGUCCAAGUCCCCCAGCCCUCCACCUGCUGUGCUCUUGGAAGAAGAACUGUACUUAGAGUUAAAAGAGAUUAUCAGCCCUCCCUUUUCUUACGCCUUCCUUCAUAGAAUACACAAAAACUCACCUCAAGAUCCUUUGUCUAGGAUAAAUCUUUAGGGUAACCAUA